This is a messenger RNA of Peromyscus eremicus (cactus mouse), 1138 nucleotides long. RefSeq names its product chromosome 1 C10orf120 homolog (gene C1H10orf120). The transcript is spliced from 3 exons. The coding region runs from base 88 to 1116 and encodes 342 amino acids. Lineage: Eukaryota; Metazoa; Chordata; Mammalia; Rodentia; Cricetidae. The record is from RefSeq and is a predicted model, not a curated record.
UUUUGACUGUCCCUUGAGCUCCCAUUAAACUGUCUCAGACACAAACUCCAGGCAGUAACACCUCCUGCCCUAACCUAUUGCCGGAGUAUGAUUAAAGAGUGGGAAAAUCGCUUUCAGAGAUAUAGAAGCCAGAGAGCUGCACAUCUGAAGGCCCAGGAAGGGACCACUGCUGAGGAAGAGCAAGAUAACAGAAAGCCAUCCAAGGUGCCCAGUGUCAGCUACCCCUUAGUAGCUCAAGAUUUUCCAUACCGGAAAGAGGACUUCUGUACUGCAUCACCUAUGGGGAUAUGGACGGCAUUCUACAAAUCAGACCCACGCAUUGCCCUUGGAAAAUAUUCUCCAAUGGAACAAGAGAUUCUGCAUCUCGGUGGCGUUCACACCAUAGCCACAAGAAGAUAUUUGGCUGAGCAGCAGAGGAAAGAGUGGAGGGUGCUGAGAAAAUUACAGGCACAGUCAUCAGACUACAAAAUGGCAAAAAAAUAUAGAAAAGAGUCCUCUUCUCCUUGUACUGUGUGCGGACCCCCAGAAAAGAUAUGGACAGCAAAGGUGGUCAUCCCUGCGGAGGAGUUUAAAAUGCCCCACCGAGAGGUGAUCGACAUCGACAAACAUAUAAAAAGGAUGCAGCUCGCGCGAGCCCUGAGAAACAAGCAGUUUUCUCCGUACCUCGAACGGCUCCGGAGUGCCACUUUGCUGUCUGGAGCAGAGCCGGGUACCACAGGAACAGUCAAGUCCAGGGAAGAGGGGGGCAACUAUGACAGGGAUAGCUCUGAUCAAGCCAGUCAAGAGGAGAAAGGGGAGACAGAAUUCAAACCCACAAACCCACGAGAAAUCACAAUGAACGUAAUUUUCAAGUCAGAAGAACCCAAAGGGUGUUUGGUAUGUCAUCGGAAUGAUCGGAAAACUUUCCUCCCUGUGAGGAAACAGGAGCGGCGCAUCACGGGCCUGACGAACAGAAACCUCUUCCCCAUCACUGGCUUUCCUGGAGACCUGAUGCUCAUGAACCAGGAUUUUAUAUCACGGGGAAUCCACCCGAGUGACGCCAUUAAGAUCUACUGGCUGCCAGAAGAGGAUACCCGCAAGGCACUCAAGCACAGGGCAGCUCACUGCCCCUAUUGAAGCUAGAGAGCCCAGAGCAUAA